This is a messenger RNA of Cavia porcellus (domestic guinea pig), 1066 nucleotides long. Its product is annotated as olfactory receptor 2M3-like. Gene Ontology annotation, molecular function: G protein-coupled receptor activity; olfactory receptor activity. The record is from RefSeq and is a predicted model, not a curated record. Lineage: Eukaryota; Metazoa; Chordata; Mammalia; Rodentia; Caviidae. Gene Ontology annotation, cellular component: plasma membrane. The coding region runs from base 1 to 939 and encodes 312 amino acids. The transcript has a single exon. Gene Ontology annotation, biological process: detection of chemical stimulus involved in sensory perception of smell; G protein-coupled receptor signaling pathway.
AUGGCCUGGGAAAAUCUGACAUUCAACUCUGACUUCAUCCUCAUGGGAAUCUUUGAUCACAGCCCCACCCACACCUUCCUCUUCACCCUGGUUCUGGCCAUCUUCACCGUGGCCUGCGUGGGGAACACAGCUGUGGUUCUGCUCAUCUACCUGGAUGCCCAGCUGCACACAUCCAUGUACUUCCUCCUCAGCCAGCUCUCCCUCAUGGACCUCAUGCUCAUCUGCACCAUUGUCCCUAAAAUGGCUGUCAACUUCCUGUCUGGCAAGAAGUCCAUCUCUCUGGCAGGCUGUGGAGCCCAGAUCUUCUUCCAUGUGUCCCUGCUUGGAGCUGAGUGUUUUCUACUGCCUGCGUUGGCCUAUGACCGCUAUGCUGCCAUUUGCCAGCCUCUAAGGUACCCAGUCCUCAUGAGCCAGAAAAUCUGUGGCCUCAUGGCAGCUUCCUCCUGGAUUCUUGGCUCUAGUGAUGGAAUAAUUGAUGUUGCAGUCACACUGACUUUCUCCUACUGUGGGUCCCGGGAAAUACCCCACUUUUUCUGUGAUGUCCCUGUCUUAUUCACUAUCUCAUGCACGGACACCAAGACAUUUGAAAGGAUGAUAUUUCUCUGCUGUGUGAUUAUGCUUGUCUUCCCCAUAGCAAUCAUCAUUGCUUCCUACACUCGUGUUAUUCUGGCUGUCAUCCUCAUGGGAUCUGGGGAAAGUCACCACAAAGCUUUUUCCACCUGCUCCUCCCACCUCAUGGUGGUGGGCAUGUACUAUGGAGCAGCGAUGUUCAUCUACAUGAGGCCCAUGUCUGAGUGGUCCCCAACCAGGGACAAAAUGGUGUCUGCCUUCUACACCAUCCUAACACCCAUGCUAAAUCCCCUCAUCUACAGCCUGCGCAACAGAGAGGUCAGCAGAGCCUUCCUGAAGGUUUUAGGGAAGGGAAAAGCUGCAGAAUAAAUGGCCUAAUUAUUAUUGCUAUAGAAUCUGUUACUGAUUAACUGUUAAUAUUUAACUGACAAAAUUCAACAUAAAACUUACUAAUAGUCUUUACGAAAGUGUUCUAGUUUACACAAAAAGCCUUAAA